Molecule: messenger RNA, 3705 nt
Organism: Monopterus albus (swamp eel)
Lineage: Eukaryota; Metazoa; Chordata; Actinopteri; Synbranchiformes; Synbranchidae
Gene: taf2
Product: TAF2 RNA polymerase II, TATA box binding protein (TBP)-associated factor
Exons: 27
Biological process (GO): transcription initiation at RNA polymerase II promoter
Cellular component (GO): transcription factor TFIID complex
Molecular function (GO): transcription cis-regulatory region binding; RNA polymerase II general transcription initiation factor activity; chromatin binding
Source: RefSeq, a predicted model, not a curated record
CAAAGUAGCCCAACAAGGAAACAUCACGUUGCACUGUUACGGCAUGUUGAAACUUCAUCCAGGACACAACUAGAACCGGAGAUGAACAGAAAGAAGGAUAAAGGAUUCGAGAGCCCACGCCCCUUUAAAUUGACCCACCAGGUGGUGUGCAUCAACAAUAUCAACUUCCAGAGGAAGUCUGUCAUUGGCUAUGUUGAGCUGACUAUUUUCCCCACAGUGGUCAACUUGAACAGGGUCAAGCUUAACAGCAAACAGUGCCGCAUUUACAGGGUUCGAGUCAAUGAGCUUGAAGCCCCAUUUAUUUACAAUGACCCCACACUGGAGGUGUGCCAUCAUGAGUCCAAGCAGAGGAAUCUUAACUACUUCUCUAGUGCUUAUACUGCAGCAGUGAGUGCUGUGGACCCUGAUGCAGGACAUGGGGAGCUGGUCAUCAAAGUUCCUUCUGAAUUCUGGAAACAAGGAGAUGAUUUGAAAUUUUUAAAGGUUUACAUAGAAUUUUCCUUGGACCAGCCAAAAGGGGGGCUCCACUUUGUUGUUCCUGAUGUGGAGGGCAGCAUGGCGGACAGAGGAGCUCAUGUGUUUUCCUUUGGGUACCAGAACUCCACCAGAUUCUGGUUCCCCUGUGUGGACUCUUACUCAGAACUGUGUACGUGGAAGCUGGAGUUCACCGUGGAUGCGUCCAUGGUGGCAGUGUCCUGUGGCGAUCUGGUGGAGACCAUCUACACCCAUGACAUGAGGAAGAAGACAUUCCACUAUGUUCUCCCCAUCCCCACAGCAGCCCCUAACAUCUCCUUGGCUGUGGGGCCCUUUGAAAUCCUUGUAGACCCCUACAUGCAUGAGGUGACCCAUUUCUGCCUGCCCCAGCUACUGCCACUCCUCAAACACUCCAUGUCUUACCUCCAUGAGAUUUUUGAGUUUUAUGAAGAGAUCCUGACUUGCCGCUACCCUUACUCCUGCUUUAAGACUGUGUUUGUGGACGAGACCUAUGUACAAGUCUCCUCCUAUGCCUCCAUGAGCAUCUUUAAUACCAACCUGCUCCACAGUGCUGUGAUAAUAGACCAGACCCCACAAACUCGCCGCUGUCUGGCGCAAGCCUUGGCUCAGCAGUUCUUUGGCUGUUUCAUCUCCAGGAUGUCAUGGGCUGAUGAAUGGGUGCUAAAGGGAAUCUCAGGUUACAUCUACGGCCUGUACCUGAAGAAAACCUUUGGAGUCAAUGAGUAUCGGCACUGGAUCAAAGAGGAGCUGGACAAGAUUGUGGAGUAUGAACUAAAGAUGGGAGGGGUUCUGUUGCACCCGACCUUCAGUGGGGGCAAAGAGAAAGACAAUCCAACUCCCCACCUUCACUUCUCCAUUAAGCAUCCCCACACACUGUCCUGGGAGUACUACAAGAUGUUCCAGUGUAAGGCCCACCUCGUGAUGAGGUUGAUAGAAAACAGGAUCAGCAUGGAGUUCAUGCUGCAGGUCUUCAACAAGCUCCUGAGUCUGGCCAGUACAGCCUCAUCGCAAAAGUACCAGUGUCACAUGUGGAGCCAGAUGCUUCUCUCUACUCACGCUUUCCUCAAGUCCAUCUCCAACGUCUCUGGCAAAGACAUAGGCCCAGUCAUCAAACAAUGGGUAGACCAGAGUGGUGUGGUGAAAUUCUUUGGCAGUUUUGCCUUCAACAGGAAGAGGAACGUGCUGGAGCUGGAGAUCCGUCAGGACUACACAUCAUCAGGAACUCAGAAAUAUGUGGUGAGCGUUAAGAUGCAGUAUGCGGAAUGACUAGAUGGAUCCUUUAACCACAACCUGCAGAUAGAGGAGAACAGCCUCAAGCAUGACAUCCCCUGCCACUCCAAGAGCAGGCGAAACAAGAAAAAGAAGAUCCCUCUGAUGAAUGGAGAGGAGGUUGACAUGGAUUUGUCAGCCAUGGAUGCUGACUCUCCUCUCCUCUGGAUCCGGAUUGACCCAGACAUGUCCAUUCUGAGGAAGGUGGAGUUUGAGCAGGCUGACUUCAUGUGGCAGUAUCAGCUGCGCUAUGAGAGGGACGUAGUAGCACAGGAGGAGGCUAUCUCUGCACUGGAAAAGUUCCCAACUCCCCCCUCCAGACUGGCACUGACUGACAUCCUAGAACAAGAACAGUGUUUCUACAAAGUCCGCAUGCAGGCCUGCUUCUGUUUGGCUAAGAUAGCCAAUGCUAUGGUGAGCACGUGGCAGGGCCCGCCAGCUAUGAAGUCCCUGUUCACCAGAAUGUUCUGCUGUAAGAGCUGCCCCAACAUUGUCAAGACCAACAACUUCAUCAACUUCCAAAGCUACUUCCUGCAAAAGACGAUGCCGGUUGCCAUGGCAUUAUUAAGAGAUGUCCAGAACCUCUGUCCAAGAGAUGUGCUCAACUUCAUACUUGACCUCAUCAAGUACAAUGACAACAGGAAAAACAAAUUUUCAGAUAACUAUUACCGUGCAGAACUGAUUGAAGCGCUGACCAACUCUCUGACCCCAGCUAUCAGCAUCAACAACGAGGUGCGAACAGUGGACAAUUUAAAUGCUGAUGUUCGUCUCAUUCUGGAGGAGAUCACCCGAUUCCUCAAUAUGGAGAAACUGCUGCCUAGCUUCAGAAACACCAUCACCGUCAGUUGUCUGAGAGCGAUUAGUCAGCUUCAGAAGAAUGGUCAUAUUCCCAGUGACCCAUCGCUCUUCAAGUCCUACGCUGAGUAUGGACACCUUGUAGAUGUUCGCAUUGCUGCUCUGGAGGCCCUUGUGGACUACACAAGAGUUGAAAGAAGUGCUGCAGAGCUGCAGUGGCUGCUCACCAUGGCCCAGGAUGACCCAGUUCAUUAUGUCAGACAUAGGAUCCUGGGUAUGCUGUGCAAGAAUCCACCAUUCACCAAGACAACUGACUCUGCUCUGUGUAAUGAAGCACUGGUUGAUCAACUCUGGAAGUUCAUGAACUCAGGUACCUCCCAUGACUGGCGACUGCGCUGCGAUGCUGUGAACCUCUACUACACAUUGUUCGGUCUGACUCGGCCUUCUUGCCUGCCACUGCCUGAACUGGGCCUGGUGCUCAACCUGAAAGAGAAGAAAGCUGUGCUCAACCCCACCAUUAAACCUGAGAUGGGGCUUGGUGCUGUUAUGGACACACCAGCUAGUAUAGGCAUCCAUGGUGUCGGCAUGAGCUACGCAACUGUAGAUGAAGAGCCAGAUCCCAUUUCAUUAGGGGUGUGUGGGGUGGGCCAGCCCCUUCAGGGCCUGAAGAGGAAGGCUGAGACCCCACUUGGCUCCCCUCCAGAACCAGGACAGGUACUGCAGCAGCAGGAUGAUGAUGGAAGAGCAGGGCGCUACAAGAUCAGGUUUAACACAAUGGAAGAUGAAGACAUUGACAUGGAGACUGUUCAUGAUAGUCAGGCCUUCAUUCACCAUCAUCUCAAUCUGUUAGAGAGACCCUCUACACCUGGUAAAGAGCCCCCAUUAGCUGAACAGUCCAUGCUCUCCAUGCCUGCCACGCCAGUGCCGUCCUUCUCUAAAGAGACCACCUCUUUGUUCUCCAAACACAGUGGCGAGCAUGGCCACCACCAUCACCACCACCACCACGAGCACAAGAAGAAGAAGAAAAAGCACAAGCAUAAGCACAAGCACAAGCAUAAACAUGAAAGCAAGGACAAGGAGAAGGACAGAGAGAGGGACACAUCGCAUGCCUACAGCAACAGCCCAUUCUUCCCCAUCUCUGUCUGA